Polypterus senegalus (gray bichir) is the source of this 3722-nucleotide messenger RNA. RefSeq names its product CLOCK-interacting pacemaker-like. Gene Ontology annotation, biological process: negative regulation of DNA-templated transcription; negative regulation of circadian rhythm. NCBI's taxonomy places the organism in Eukaryota, Metazoa, Chordata, Cladistia, Polypteriformes, Polypteridae. The record is from RefSeq and is a predicted model, not a curated record. Bases 373 to 1785 code for a protein of 470 amino acids. Gene Ontology annotation, cellular component: nucleus. The transcript has 5 exons.
UCACAACGGGCGACUUGCCAGCUUUUACUGUGGCUGAAUGUCGCCGUAUUUUUUUUUUUUUAAGUGGGAGGUUAUGAUGUUGCCUAAGGGCCCGCAGUGCCCUUUCGUUGAAGUUAUCGUUGCGUUCUCGGUUUCCUUUUGUGAAACGAUGAGUUUUGUUCAUCCUAUAUGCUGAAAGCUGGCUGUCUACACUUUGUAAUCCUAUCGAACUGACAAGACUCUAGAACACGGCGAUACUGUACUUACUACAGGUGUCUGUUUGCAAUGGUUUUAUAGACGUGUCCAGAUUGAUGAACACAUACAACACCUUUCUUGAGACCUUCACAUUUCUCUUAAUAAGAGCAAGCUGUGUGGUUUGGCCUCCCAUGAAUCAUGGCACCAGAUGAUAAUAUUCCCAGAAAUUCCAGCAAGACGGCCAAGGAGCAGAGCAACUGUGCCACAAUGAAAGCUGAGCAUGCGGUGAUGGACCUGAAAAGAUCAGAUGGGACAAUCUCCCGUUGUGAAUCGGAAAAGGAUUCAGGCUACUCUGACACCAGCUCAGAGUACCUGCAGACUGAUUCAGAAGACCAGUCCCGCUCCUCAUCCAGAUGCAGCUUUGGUAAUAUUUCAGCCAGACAGAAGGGAGUCGCCUUUGAAAGCCUUACUCCAGUAUACAUUGUUAAAAAUGUGGUUUUAAAGCAGCCACUGACAGUGCAGACUAACCCUGGGCAGAUUCUUCAAAGUGAGCUGUCAUGGGGUGGGCAGCAAACCCAAGUCUUGUUCAUCCAGCAGCCAGAAGCUACAGCUAACAUGCCUCUGAAACCACAGCAAUCUCCCAAAAAACUGGGAAAGGCUAUGUACCUCCCUAUACUUAAUUCAUACCCCAAGAUUGCACCCCAUCCAAGCAAAACUACUGAACCCAGCAAAACAUUUAAUGGAAAGGUUGGAGAUGGAGUUAUAGGCCACACCCAGAGUAAAAGAGUUUGUGUAGAAGCCAGAAGAGAUGCCAUUUCCUCCAAAAAAGCAGAAAAUGUCUCCUUUACUACCUUGAAGAAAAAUGAAUCCCAGGAGCAGAAACACCAAACCUCAUCAGUUAGAUUCCCUAGUAAAAGGAAUUCCGUUACACCGUCUCUGCAACAGCAGGUGGUAGCAACCUCUGAUGUUCCGGAUCACUGCAUUAUUUCCCCUUGUACUAAUGAAUCUUCAGUUAUAAGACCACCAAUGGUAUCUGGUUUAGAACCCUCUGUCUCUUCUACAUCAGUAAUUUCCAGUCUUCCUGGAAUGUCUGGACAAGAUGAAAGUGGUGGCAAGGAGAUAAAAACUUUUCCUAAGGUGUCAAAGAAGCAUGCUUCCAACAUAAUGAAACAGCGACGUUUUCUCAACACUGUAGAAAUACUUAGUCGCUCUGGCCUGCUAGGAAUAACAUUACGAACCAAGGACCUGAUUCGACAGAAUCAUAGCACACAAAUGGAGAUCUCAGAACUUAAGGAGCAUACUCGGUUGCUUUGUGAGGCUAUCCACACCAAUGAUCUUGAUGCCUGGGCAAAGUUACAAGAGGUCAUGGCUUUGUCAGGCCAAUACAAGCACAUGAAUGAGUGUCAAACUGUAACUACAUCCCUUGUACCAGAGGCUGUUCCCUCUGUAGGUCAGACAUUAUCCAAUUAUCAGCCUGUAAAUGGUUGUGGGCAUGCAGCCAGUUCUUUGCCACAACCUGAAGCUGUUGCCCUAGACCUUAGCAGCAAACGACACUCCAGGUCCUCAAAGAAUGUUCAACCAGACAGUUCCACAAGUACACCACGUCUUUAAAAGAAGACUCCAAGAAUCAUCUGCUUAUAAAAGUACAUUAUGUGCUACAGUUUGAUAUGCUGCCCACUGAAUGUGGGAUGUUGCUGGGUCUGGGUAUGCUACAUUUAGCAUACUACCUUGAUCAUUAUAAAGUGAAGAUUUGCUAACCACAGCAGAUUCAAUUGCAACGUGGCUUUUUCCUAGUGACUUCAAGAUUUUUAUUGCUGAGUGAGGCCUUCAAGAGCUUAAUACAGACUUCUAAUGCUUUUAAAUAUGUGGACUCAAAUGUUGAAUCAAGGUAUACCAACUGUCAAUACCAGGUUACAAUAAUGGUUCAACACUCAAUUUCAACCUUGUGUUUUAGAUUUAAAGGUGUUAGAAAAAAGGGAGAAACUACCAAGGUGGAAAAGCUUCAGAAAUGUAGAUUAUGAUGUGAGAGAACAAGUUAAUAUAAAAUGUACAGUGUUCUAGAGGUAAUUGUACAACAGUUGCAAAGCAAUUAUGAAACAGAGCAUAGAGAAUCAUAAUGUGUUCACAAAACACUGGUGUACAUUUGCUUCUUAAAGCUUGACAUUAGACAUAAUAAAAUGUAAAAAGCAGCACAGGCUACAGUAUCAGGUAUAGUAUAGCUACUGCUGAUUUCAGACAUUUAACACUCCUUCCAUUUCAACUAAUAAAUAAAUCAUUAAUGCACACCCAUGCUAGUUGAUGUUAAAUCAUGCACUGUAUCAUACAUAAUCACCUUUCCAGCAUCAGGUGGCUAUACUGAGCAUCAUAUCACUUGCACUAAGUAUCAGAGACAGGUGAGUAAUCCUAUCAUAAAUACUACAGGUCUACUUUGUGACAUCAGCAUAUAUAGUAAUGUAAUCUAAAACAUGGUUCUGGUCUUCAAAAUUUUCUUAAAAGUCCAUCUAUAUUAAGAAGCCUCACCAUAGCAUAAUAUUGGAGUUAAAACUAGCACAAUUUUAUUUAAAAUUUUGUAUCAUUUCAUAUGAAUACUGCAGUUAAUGUGAAUACUGCAUUCUGUAAAAAUAAAGAUUUUUUUUAAUUUUCAGCACUAUAAAAGAAGUAGCUGGCAAAGUAAAUUAAUAUGUUAACAUGCAAAUUAAAUUAGAAAUGAUAUCUCUGUGUUCUGGGUGGCAUGGUGAUCUAUUAGUUGCACCUUUUGUUGCACAAAUCCAUUAAAAUGAGUUGGAAUCCUGGCCUAGUGACUGUCUGUAUAUUUAUGGGCUGGGUUCUGUCCUCCUUAUAUUUUAGGUUUAUUUUCCUCUAUUUUAAAGGUGUAUCUCUGAAGUAAACUUUCAACUUUAAAUUAUUCCAGUUCAGAGAGAGUGUAAGUGUGUGUGCAGGAGUAAGCCCUGUGAUGAACUAGCUUCUGGUCUAGCCUUGCAGCAAAUGCUACUAGGAUUGGUUCCAGCACCAACAUGACCCCUAAAAUUGGAUAAAGUUUGUUCUGAAAAUUAAUGGGUGUAUUGAAUCUGUGACUUUUAUAUAGGACCCCUAAAACACAUAUCAAUUUAUCCAUUUUAUUUUACCUGUUUUUUUCAUUAUUGUGAACUAAAGCCUUUUCCAACAGCAUUUUGUCUCAAAACAAUUAGAAUAUACACAGACAUAUUCCCAUCUGGUCAUUUUAAAGAUGUCAGUUAGCCUAACAUGCAUAUGGGCAUGUGCAGAAAACUGGACUACUUGAAGAAAACCUAUUCUGCAUAUGGUAGGCAUUGACCAUGUAGGUAAUCUGAUCCAGGUCCUUGAAGCUGUGAGGCAGCAGAACUACCUUUUGUUAAAAAUCUUACUUCAUAAAUAUAUGUCAUGUUCCAUAUUUUUAAAACAAUGUUAUUAACUAUUGUAUUCUUACAGAAAAUACACUGUAUUAAAGUGAACAUAACAGAUUAUGAACAGUUUUCAACAAGUGUUUGAUACAUGUUGGAAAAUAAAGGACCUGGUAAUUUAAAUACUGA